CAAAAAUUUGCUUAGAUAUCUUAAGACGAUGAAGAUUUGAGGCUGUAACCGCCUGCUUGGUAUAUUAACGAGACCUUGGGGCUACGCAGUGGCUAUACGUCUCGCUUUUUGGAUCAUACAUAUAUAUAAACAACAACGCUCCGCCGGUUCAAAAGCGAAUAUUUAAGAUUAAUAAUUGACGAAUAAAUAUUUACGAGAUUUCCAUGGACCUCUGUGACGAUGUAAAUUUACUUGUAUACAUCACUAUCACACAGAGUCAUCCAGAUUGGUCAGAAGACACAGUCAAAAGUGAACUGGCUCAAAACCCGUUCACCAUACAGACACCAAGUGCAGAGCAAUAUGACAGGGUAAAGGACGCGCUGCAUACAAAAUUAGAGGAAGCUGAAGAUCAACCGAGCCCGACAGCGGUGAAGGACAAAGUUAGGUCUCGUCUCAUUUCAAAAUUGAUUGAUGAAAUUCAUAAAUGUGACACCAAAAUUGUAGCAUUAUCCACAGCAAAAAGCAAGGCCCAAACUCCUGUGCCGAAGGCUACACCGACACCUCCAAUCUCCGGACGACAGUUGCGGAGACAGGAGCUAAAACAGAAACGACUUCAAAAUAUAAUGAUGAAUAUGAUCGACAACAUUUCCAACCAUCGUUCCGGAACCCCAUUCAGUCAUCCCGUUAAUCCAAAAGAGGCCCCAGAUUAUGCAAGUCUUGUUCGCCUUCCCCAAGAUCUUAGAACAAUCAAGACCCAAAUAAAAGACGGUGUUAUUUUCACAUUCGAACAAUUUCAUCGAGAGGUCCUCCGUGUGUUUGCCAACAGUGAGAUGUACAACGGCAGCGAUAAGACCAGUGCCCUUUCCAUUUGGGGGAAAGAAUGCUUUAAAUACACGGAAGAGCUCUUUGACCUGUAUUACCAAGCGGAAAAUGAAACGUAACAAAACAGCAAUCGAUAAUUUGUGCACGCUGAAAACCUUGAUGUAAACGAAAAGACGAAAAUCUCGGUCAAAUACGCGUGUCUGGGUUAAUUUUAAUGUUCUGCUAAUGAGAUCUAAAGUGUCGUUCAUGCGACAUAGCAGCUUGGUCUACGCCAACAGUGUCUUCCUUUUCUUGUUCAUCUCAGUAAACCGGGUAUUCAUAAUCCUCUUGGACAAAAAGUAUUUCAUAGAAAAAAAAGAGAAUAAAAGCAGACAUCUAUAAGUAAAUCCAAAAACUAACGGGUGAGCAC
Schizosaccharomyces japonicus yFS275 is the source of this 1210-nucleotide messenger RNA. RefSeq names its product bromodomain containing protein 1. The record is from RefSeq and is a predicted model, not a curated record. Gene Ontology annotation, biological process: chromatin remodeling. The transcript has a single exon. The coding region runs from base 204 to 920 and encodes 238 amino acids. Lineage: Eukaryota; Fungi; Ascomycota; Schizosaccharomycetes; Schizosaccharomycetales; Schizosaccharomycetaceae. Gene Ontology annotation, cellular component: chromatin; NuA4 histone acetyltransferase complex.